Trichosurus vulpecula (common brushtail) is the source of this 1808-nucleotide messenger RNA. It is a transcript of the gene BORCS8, whose product is annotated as BLOC-1 related complex subunit 8. Gene Ontology annotation, cellular component: BORC complex. Lineage: Eukaryota; Metazoa; Chordata; Mammalia; Diprotodontia; Phalangeridae. The transcript is spliced from 6 exons. The record is from RefSeq and is a predicted model, not a curated record. The coding region runs from base 1259 to 1585 and encodes 108 amino acids.
CCUCAGGCCGGCAGCCAAAGGGGUCCAGACACCGGCAAGGUGGCGAGCCUCAGCACCCUGGGGUUCUGAGGGCCCUUGUGAUGCCACAUCCUGGAGGCCUCCGAGAUUCCUCCAGUUCCUGCAGGAUCCUGGCCAAAGAGAGCCUUUCAUCUCUUGUCCGAUCGUCUCCCAGUUCAUUGCCCCAUUUUCCUUUUGUCUUCGUCAGUGCUGGAAGGGACCUGCCUGGCCCAGUGCACUCAUUUUACAGAUAGAGAAACUGAGAUCCGGAGAGAGGGAGGGGAUUGACUGAUCCAAGUUGUGUCAGAGCAGUGGUGGAAUUGCCUUCUAAACCAGUUGCUCCUCUCUACACACCUCCAGGGACUUGUUAUUUUUACUCCUCUAACAAACCCCUUCCCAAAUUAGACCUGCCCUCAUAUGUAAAAAUGAGAAGUCUGUCUAGUCCUAUCCAACACCUAUCUAGUCCAAUAGGUGUUUAAGGUCCUUUUCGGCACAAAAUCUAUGAUUUUAUGACAGCUAGAUACUUCCAACCCCAGUUGUCCCAAGCCAGAUUUUGCUUUCAAGAUAGUCCCUCUAACCAAAAAAAAAAAGGGGAGGGGUGGGCAUAUUUGCAAUAGGAAUGGGAUAAACAUUUAUUAAGCUUUACUGUAUCCCAGGCAUUAAAAAUAUCUGCCUUGAUUUUCAGAACAACUCUUAGAAGAAGAUGUAAUUAUGAUUCCCAUUUUACGGUUAAGAUAACUGAGGCGGACAGAGGUUAAGUGACUACACUUACACAGCUAGGAAGUGUCUGAAUUUCAACUAGGGUCUAAUAACUCCAAGCCAAGCCCGCUAUUCACCUCCUCUCUCUCCUCUGAGACAUCUAUUUCACUUCUUCCCAAUUUUCCCCCAAGGUCUUUCUCUUUUGAUAUCAAUCCCCACUACUUAACAUACUCACAUGAACUAGGUCUCUCCACAGACAUUUCCCUUCCCCUUUCUCCUUUUUCCAUCAAAACCCAAAUGGAUUCAGAGUCUUAUUUAGAAAGACUGGGUUGGUAGGGCUUGAUGGGAAUGAGCAAGUGCCUAGGUUGUCAGCUCACCAAAUGGGUGUGUUUUCUCAGUAGCUCUCUCCCGGCCUCCUUAGAGCCUGGGUUUUUUGUUUGUUCGUUUUGGUUUUUUAGGCUUCUGGAAUAUAAUAUGGCUCGAGUGUCUAUGCUCAGGAUUGGGUUGAGCUGUUCUGGCCAAUUGUAAUGCAACACCGGAGUGAACAAGGCCAGAUCUGUAUAUGCCAAUUACAGACAAAUUCACAGAGAGUGUUUACGUCCUGGCCAACGAGCCAUCUGUGGCACUGUAUCGCCUACAGGAACACGUGAGGCGCUCCCUGCCGGAGUUAGCCCAACAUAAGUCUGACAUGCAGACCUGGGAGGAACAGAGCCAGGGAGCCAUCUAUACAGUGGAAUACGCUUGCAGUGCUGUGAAGAACUUGAUGGAUAGCAGCAUUCAUUUUCGAAGCAUUGAGGGCUUGCUGAAACAGGCCAUCAGCAUCAAGGACCAGCUGAAUUCUUCUCAGGGUCGAAGCCCUGCUGACACGAAGCCUCCUUCCUUGGCCUGAUUUUUGGAUGAGGCAAAUCUUUCUCCACCUUCCCAGGCAGCAAAGGCCCCCAGAAGACCAGUCAGGCUCAGAAGUCAGAAGCCAGAAGCGCCAAGGAAGAGAAAAGGUCCCUUGUCUUGCCAGCACUUGUCUCAACCCCCCUUGACUCAGAGGUUCCUGUGACCUCAAUGGGUGUGUGUCAGAUUGGUCCCUAAAAAAUAUGAGCAGAAGACAUUUCUGAAAA